This is a messenger RNA of Encephalitozoon intestinalis ATCC 50506, 1176 nucleotides long. RefSeq names its product 26S proteasome regulatory subunit 10. Bases 1 to 1176 code for a protein of 391 amino acids. Gene Ontology annotation, biological process: positive regulation of RNA polymerase II transcription preinitiation complex assembly. Gene Ontology annotation, molecular function: proteasome-activating activity; ATP binding; ATP hydrolysis activity. The record is from RefSeq and is a predicted model, not a curated record. Lineage: Eukaryota; Fungi; Microsporidia; Unikaryonidae. Gene Ontology annotation, cellular component: cytosolic proteasome complex; proteasome regulatory particle, base subcomplex. The transcript has a single exon.
AUGUUUCAGGAGGAUAAAAACAAGCUUUAUGAAGAAUAUACACAAGCCUUGCUUAGUAAUGAAAAAGCAUACAAGGCAUUGAAAAUGGAGCAGGAGGUAUAUAAGCAAACUCACAAACAUUACCUGAAGAGUGAAAAUGACGUCAAGGCCCUACAAACAGUGGGACAUAUAAUAGGCGAAGUGUUAGAAAAAUUAAGUGACGAGAAGUUCAUCGUCAAAAGUAGCCAGGGGCCAAGAUACGUUGUCGGAUGCAUGAAGGCAAUAGACAGAAGGAACAUAACAGCAGGAACAAGGGUGGCAUUGGACAUCACAACUCUUACGAUUAUGGUGGUACUUCCCAGAGAAGUGGAUCCAAUGAUCCAUUCGAUGGGGGAAGAAAGCCCUGGAGACAACAUUUCCUUUGAAUCUGUUGGAGGCCUUAAGGACCAGAUAAGAGAGCUUCGGGAGGUGAUAGAACUCCCUUUGAAAAAUCCAGAUAUAUUCAAAAGAAUUGGAGUACGAGCUCCUAAGGGGGUUCUUCUGUAUGGACCUCCUGGAACAGGAAAGACCUUACUAGCAAGGAUAGUUGCAGCCACAAUGGAUGUGAAUUUUUUGAAGGUAGUGUCUUCUGCGUUAAUUGAGAAGUACAUUGGAGAGUCUUCGCGUAUGAUUAGAGAGAUGUUUGCCUAUGCGAAAAGGAAGGCGCCGUGCAUAAUAUUCAUGGACGAGAUCGAUGCUAUUGGAGGAAAAAGAUCCAGAGAGUCCAGUUCCUCGGACAGGGAAGUCCAAAGAACUCUGAUGGAGCUUCUCAACCAACUGGAUGGGUUUAAUGAGCUCGACAAUGUCAAGGUUAUUAUGGCAACAAACAGGCCAGACAUACUCGACCCAGCACUUCUUCGCCCUGGAAGACUUGACAGAAAGAUUGAAAUCCCACUUCCUAACGAACAAGGGAGGAAGGAGGUGUUAAAGAUUCAUUCUAAACUCAUGAAUGCUAUUGAAGAAAUUGAUUACGAUUCAUUGGUGAAGCUAACUGCAGGAUUCAACGGAGCAGAUCUAAGAAAUGUAUGUACGGAGGCAGGUAUGAUUGCCUUGAAGGACGAAAGAGACUAUGUAAAACAUGAAGAUUUUGUUAAGUCUGUUAGGAAAAUAGCAGAUGCAAAGAAACUAGAAACUAGAUUGGACUAUAGGAAGAAGUAA